Messenger RNA from Blepharisma stoltei, 733 nucleotides. The record is from the annotation of a GenBank genome assembly. NCBI's taxonomy places the organism in Eukaryota, Ciliophora, Heterotrichea, Heterotrichida, Blepharismidae.
AUGCCCAAGGGUAGCCGCAGAAGAGUGUAUAUUGGCCGUCUCGACAGGAGAACUCGUGCGAGGGACCUGGAAGAUGUUUUUAACCGUUAUGGUCGCAUUCGAGACGUGGAGUUAAAACGGGACUACGCUUUCAUUGUAUGUGCCGACGUUAGGAGUUUUAUGAGCCUCGAGAUGCGGAAGAUGCAAUCCGUGACAUGGAUGGGCGCAAACUGGAUGGAUCUCGCAUUAUCGUAGAAUGGGCUAGUUCAAGUAGAAGUGACCGCGGGUCAAUCAGCGACGACACUUGCUUCAAUUGUGGACAAACCGGACAUUGGUAAGAAUUACGCAGGGCAAAUAAUUGCAAGGAAGGAGACUGGAAAGAUAAAUGCUAUAGGUGUGGGGAAAAAGGUCAUAUGAAAAGAGACUGUGAAAGUUCUAGAUCAAGGUCAAGAUCUAACUCUUAUAACUUAUAAUUAUUUUUUUUUUUUUUUUUUUAAAAAAAAAAUUUAAUUAAUUACUAUUUGGAAGAAAAAAGGAUAAGGACAGGAAUGAAAGAAGAAGAAAUUCUUCAAGAGACCGCGAUUCUAACAGAUAUAGAAAUGGAACUAAAGACAAGGACAGAAAAAGAGAUAGAGACGACUCUGCUGAUAGAUCAAGGGAAGAAGCAAGAGACAGGUCAAGAGAAAACUCUGGGUCAGUAGAGAAAAACAGCAAAACUGAAGAAUCGCCUGUCAGAGAGGAAUAUGAAUCUUAG